AUGUAUCCUUUGAAAGGUAUAAAGGUAAUUGAAAUCGUUGGACUGGCUGCAGGACCAUUUGCAGGCAUGGUGCUAGCAGACUUUGGCGCAGACGUGAUCAGAGUAGAUAAACUAUCACCAGCGAUUUCUAUGGAUGUAUUAACGAGACACAAGAGAUCGAUAUCAAUAGAUUUUAAACAUCCGCAAGGCUAUCAACUCGUCAAACGCCUUAUAUGUACUGCAGAUGUGCUUAUCGAUACAUUUAGACCGGGAGUCAUGGAGAAGUUGAAAUUGGGUCCUGAGCGUAUGUGUAAAGAAAACGAUAAGUUGAUAUAUGCCCGAAUCAGUGGGUUUGGACAGAGUGGUGAGAGAGGAAAAUACUCCAAAACGGCCGGUCAUGAUAUCAACUACAUUGCAGUGUCCGGAAUAUUAUCUAUGCUUGGACGACAAAACGAGAAACCGACGUUUCCUCUGAACUUGCUGGCGGAUUUCGCAGGCGGUAGCAUGAUGUGCGUCCUUGGAGUUCUACUUGCCUUGUUGCAUCGAAACAAAACCGGAAAAGGACAAGUCGUUGAUGCUGGAAUGACUCAAGGUAUAUCAUACAUAUCGACUUUUCCCUAUUUACUCAAACAAGCCAAUCUCAACUUUGUAAAUCCGCGAGGAAAGAAUGUACUUGAUGGUGGAGCUCAUUUUUAUGAAGUAUACGAAACGAAGGAUGGAAAAUACAUGGCUGUUGGUGCGCUAGAACCACAAUUUUACGAAACACUCGUAGUUCUUCUGAAUCUUUCUCCGGAAACACUUCCCGAACAAUAUGACGAGUCUUCUUGGCCACAGAUGAAGGCUCUAUUUACAUCCGUGUUUCUGUCAAAAACGCGAGCUGAAUGGUGUGAAAUAUUUGACGGAAAAGAUGCGUGUGUUACGCCAGUAAUAGAGAUCGAAGAAGGGGUAACAAUCCCGCCGGUGCCCGCGCCUAUAUUAUCAGUCACGCCAGCUUUAUGUGCUAAGCGUGAUGGGCCUAACAACGAUGGCGGUUGUGCUGAUGGUAUAAGAAAGCACAAUGAAACAACAGCAGAAGAACUGGUAUUACCACUUGGAAGGGAUAGUAAGAGUAUAUUGAAAGAGCUCGGAUAUACGGAUGAAGAGAUUGAUGAAUUUGUGAAUAAUGGUGUUGUUGGUAUUGCUACGGAGGAGAAUGAGGACAAUUUGAAAUCGAAAUUAUAA
Messenger RNA from Paraglomus brasilianum, 1200 nucleotides. NCBI's taxonomy places the organism in Eukaryota, Fungi, Glomeromycota, Glomeromycetes, Paraglomerales, Paraglomeraceae. The record is from the annotation of a GenBank genome assembly.